AAGGCGCUCGUUUUAAACAUGUAAGCUUUUCAUCCAUGCCCACAAACUAAAGUCCAUUUCAAUUUAAGGGAAAAGGAAUCCAUAAUGAAUAAUAUAGAAAGACUGGAUGUUCAUCCUCGGAUAAUAUCAGCGCUAAAAAAGAGUAAGAACCAGAGCGAUUUGGAAAUUUUGUUUUCUAUCUUGCUUAGUAUAAUACGUAACCUUAUCUUAAAAUCAAGAGGCCUUAAAACUGAAUUGUAUGAACAGCUCUUUAUUAGGAUUUUUUUUAAAAGUGAAUUUUAGUAGUUUUCCUAGAUCAAGAAAAACCAUCCUAUUUUACCAGGGCUGUAUGAAGAGAAGGUAGCGCUAUUUUUACGAUGCAAAGCUCGAGAAGUCUCUACUUUAAUUAGAAGUGACCAUGAAAAAAAUAAUUCUUUGUUGCGAUUACGCAGAAGUUGUAUACUGAUUUUGUUCUUUCAUUCACUCAUUUGUUGGUUCUUUUUAAUAGGUCAGUCAGUUAGUCAGACAGUUUGUGAGUUAGUAAAUCAGACAGUCAGUCAGACAGACUAUUAGACAAUCAGUCAGCUAAUCAGCCUGUCAGUCUGCUAAUCAGCCUGUCAGACAGCUAGUCACUCGAUCAGUUAGUCACUUUGUCAGCCCAUUGAUCAGACAAUCAAUCAGUUCAUCAGUCAGCCUGACAAGUAUUGCUUUUUUUUUAAAUUUUUUUUUAUUUUGACAUUUUCACUUACAGUAGUCUGUUUACAACUCUAAUUUCAGCAAAGUUAGCAAACAAGACCACAAUUCUCUGUAUGUCAGCUGCAGAUCUGGAAAGAGUCACAAAACUUUCUUCCUUUGAUGUCUCUGUUCUUCUUAAAGCUGUUUCACUUUCACUUCCUUGUCCACCCAUGAGAACUGCUUUGUCACUUUAUAAAAAUUCACAAGGACACAGAUUGUCUCUAGGGUGCCAAAUAUUAGAUGGUUUCUUGCAUGGGGGCAUCCUGAGUGAAGGCAUCACAGAGAUUACAGGAGUUAGCUCCUCUGGUAAAACACAAGUUUGCCUUCAACUUUGCAUGUCAGUUCAGUUACCUCACAAAGAAGGUGGUCUUGGAGGAGGUUAGUUUUUUUUUUCUCCAUCCUUUAAUAAUUCUGUUGGCUGUAUAGUACUUGGUUUGAUCAAUGUAAUAUGUCUAAAAUAUUUUUUAUUAUUUAGCUUCCAAAAAUGAUCACAUUUGUUUUAUCAGCAACUGUGACUAAGAUUUUUCAACCCUUCAUCUUCAUUCUUGAUGACCUUCUUUCUCAUAAUUCUUUCUACUCCAUCACUUAAGUUCUCUAUCAGUCAAUUUUAAGAGAAGCUUAGGAUGAAUUGUUCCUUGCUAUUACUAUAUUUCCCCAAAAAAGUGCCUUGCCCCUAGAUAAUGUCAAACUAGUACCUCCCCCUGCUAGAAUAAGUGCCCCCUCCCUCCUCCCUCACUUUCUAAAUACAAGGAAAACCUCUUUCCACUAUCACUUUGUAACUUUUUAAGCUUAAGCUUAAGCAGAAUCAGCACAGGAGAAGUAAGAAGCACCCCGUUCAAUGAAGCAUCCUUCCAAUGAGUGCCUUAAAAUGAAAUUUUAAACAAGCACCUACAUGCUUAUUCAAGGAAAUUCGGUAUUAUAAUUUUUCAUCGUUACAAUUCAAGUUUACCCAUUACAGUGUCUCUGUUCACAAUAGGUGCAGUUUACAUUUCAACUGAGGAUGUUUUCCCCAGCAAGAGACUGCAUCAGCUUACACAAUGCUUCACCAAGAGUCAAGUACUUCAUCCAUCAAGUUGUAAACUGAAUCUCAGCGAUAACAUUUUCAUUGAACAUGCAGCUGAUGUGGUAAGUUCCGGUGAUAAGAAUUUGAUCUUUGAUCUUUUUCACCUUUUGAUAUGUGCAAGACUUCAGAUCAAUGUCAGUGUCUGAGCAGCUGCUCACCUACCCCUCCCCUAACCCAACAUUAACCUGACCUUGUUAUCAGUUGACUUUUGUAGGGCUAGGGGAGGGGUAGAUGUGCAAUUGCUCCAAAGCUGACGUUGACAGGAGACUUCUUGGCAUAUGGCAUUAAUUCUUGGGAGAACAGUAUAGGUGAAUAGAGGAACAUAAAGCUUAGACACAUUAGAUAAAAAAUUAAAGCUGUGACGUACAUAUUUUGAACCACAAUUUGACAGGAUGACUUGCAAAACAUCAUUACACAUCGCCUGCCAUUGCUGCUGAACAAAGGAGCUAUCAAGCUUGUGAUUAUUGACUCCAUUACAGCACUUUUUCGUGUGGAGUAUUCACUUGGAGAAACUUCCAAGAGGGCAAAGGUUUUAAGAUCUUUUGGUGCACAGCUUCAAAAACUCAGUCAUCUUCACUCUAUUCCAGUGGUGUGUGUAAAUCAGGUUUGUAUUUCAGCCAUACUUUUUCUUACAUUUUUUGCCUCUUACUGACAAGUUAGUCAACAUUUUUAAAAAACCCUCAGAUUUGAAGGAAAAUUCUUCUAACUAGUGACAACAUAUUUCUUGCUGUCUAGUUUUGAGAAUUUGGUGUUGCAUCCUAGAGGAAAUGACAUUACAUGGAAAUGAAAUAUUUAUUCAGUGAUUCAUAUUUCAUGUAAUUAAUCAUUUUCAUUCCUUCUAUUUAGGUCUCUGAUGUAAUUCAAACUGAGGGGAACAGGUAUGAUCUUUAUUUCAUCAUGUCUUUGCAUUUUUCUGUAUCCAUUGAUUAAAUGGAAAUAUACCAAUUGACCCGAGUUCAGCCAACUAAUGGUUUUUGUAAGAAUAGUGCUCACAAAUUUGUAUUGAAUAAAUUUGUUCUAAACAACUUCACCAAAUUUCAAAAAUAGAAAUAACUUCAAAAGACCUUUGUUCUUAAAAGUGAUGUUUUUAUGCCACUGUAAUUUCUUUAGACAGAUGGAGAUAAUACUAAAUUAUUGCUGCAAAGGGGAGAAUUCUACCAUCUUAAAAUUCCCUCAUUAUGAUCUGAUUUUCCUUUCAUCAGCUCAAGAAUUAGAAAUAAAACUGUUAUUCCAGCCCUUGGACUAGCUUGGUCAAGUAUGGUAACUACAAGACUGAUGCUGUCACGCACAGAGCAACUGAUACAACACAAUGAUGGUGUAAGCCCUUGGUUUUAUCAAAAUCAUUUCUACCACCUCAAAAUGAGAAAUUUUCUCUCUGUCUACUUUGCAGCAGUUGUUUUGUAAAGGGGGAAAGAGCAUGUGUUGUGACAAGACCAAACAACAACUGCAAAGGAGACAAAGUCUUUGAAAUGGUAAAAUACCAGCUUAAGGCAAAUUUUUUUCUUACAUAUGUAUUUUAACCCACAGGAAAGGAACCCUGUGAUCAAGAGAUAUCUGCAGAUUGUCUUUGCACCUCACCUUCCAAGCACAUCUUGUUUCUACUACAUAGAUGCUGAGGGAGUCCAUGGAUAUAAAGAACAGAUUUGUAAUGAAAAAAAGAAAAUAGAUCAAUUCAAAGACAGUAAAGUUCAGGGGCCAAGUCAGAGUCCUUAGAGCAAGUUCCAUUUCAUGAGGUUUUCAUUGGCUUUAAGGGAAGGACCUAAAAUUUGGGCAUCCUGUACAGUCAAAUUUACAUUGUACAAGCUAGCCUCCAAACAGGCCCUAAUUAGAAUCACUGCAAGAUGCAAAGAUUUGAGACAAGUUGGGGAGAGGUUUGUUAGGGGCCUGGCACUAAUAAUGACUGCUUGACUAACUCAUGUUGAUCAAUGCUUCAUACUUUCCAGCAGGUGAAGAAACUCUCAUGCCAAAGUGCUUAAAAUGAAUACCAACAUUAGUUUGCAAAAAACCCUUCUUAGCUGAUUUACAUUGCACAAAAAUGGUCAGUCUGACCUGAAAAGCAAUGUUUUUUUCGUUAACCCUCUCUCUUCCAAGCAGGGUUGUCACUAGGAGCAGGUACAAGGCAGAAACCCAUCAGCUGUCAGACCAUUUUGAAUGACUUUUCCACUUGUUGUCAAAGACAGAAAAUAGGUAUUUUCGAACUGAUUCUUACAUCAAUGUCUGGAUAAAUAAUGCAUCUCAGAGAGACAAAUUUGAAUACCAGUCUUAAUAUAACAAAUAAGCUAAAUA
This is a messenger RNA of Pocillopora meandrina, 4063 nucleotides long. Lineage: Eukaryota; Metazoa; Cnidaria; Anthozoa; Scleractinia; Pocilloporidae. The record is from the annotation of a GenBank genome assembly.